Messenger RNA from Homalodisca vitripennis (glassy-winged sharpshooter), 1065 nucleotides. Its product is annotated as protein IMPACT-B-like. Lineage: Eukaryota; Metazoa; Arthropoda; Insecta; Hemiptera; Cicadellidae. The coding region runs from base 1 to 1065 and encodes 354 amino acids. Gene Ontology annotation, molecular function: protein binding. Gene Ontology annotation, biological process: regulation of translational initiation. Gene Ontology annotation, cellular component: cytoplasm. The record is from RefSeq and is a predicted model, not a curated record. The transcript is spliced from 5 exons.
AUGAUAGACAACUGUUAUCGUUUCGGGGCUGUGUCAGGACGCUCAGGGGCAAUCGUGGUAAAAUUUGUCCGUAAGCUAUAUAUGGAGGCUUUUCUAGAGAAGAGACGACAGAAGAGAAACGUUAGUUCCCGGGACCUGGGUUACAUGGCAGGCGAGUCCACACCGGUGUACGUGAACGAGAGUCUUACAAAGGCGAAGAGACUGUUGCUGAAUGCGGCGCGUCAAGUGAAGGCAGAUAAACAUUACACUUUCCUGUGGGUGAAGAAUGGGCGAAUUUUUAUGCGGAAGAAUCAAGGGGAGCGUUAUGCUGACGAAAUCGAGGCUCUGCGCUCCAUAUAUGGAGACCAGUGGCAGAACGAAGACGAGCUAGCGGGGGCGUACCGUGUGGAGGUCACGGAGGGGAGAUGUGAAGCAGCGCUUCACAUCAAACUACCCCCUCAAUACCCAUGCAGUGCGCCCCCGCAGUACCAGCUCUCCGCUCCAGCGCUGACCCGGAGUGAAAAGCAGAGUCUCUCAGCUAGACUGGAGAAUAUUUAUCUGGAGAACCUUGGUGAAAGUGUCAUAUACCAGUGGGUGGAGGCACUAAGGGAGUUUCUCCAGAAUAAAUAUGUCUCCAGUAAUAACUUAAAAUUAGUGGAAAACGUAAAAAAUUCCAGCAGCCCAAAACUCAGCAACACCAAUAACAUGAAAAUCACCCAUGGGGACCCCGUCAUCGACCGGAAGAGCAUAUUUCAGGCUCAUGCAGCUCUUAUAACCUCCGUGGAGCAGGUCAAGGAGGUGUUGUCGACGUUGCUGGCCAACAAAAAGAUCGGCCAAGCAACGCAUAACAUUUAUGCGUACAGAGUGCUCCACGAGGGUUGCAUGCAUGAGCAAUGCGACGAUGACGGGGAGAAGGCUGCUGGGGGGCGACUCCUUCAUUUACUGCAGGCUACGGGGGCCACCAACGUGAUUGUGGUGGUGUCUCGCUGGCGUGGAGGAGUCAACAUUGGCCCAGACCGCUUUCGCCACAUUAACAGUGUGGCGAGGCAGGUACUGCUGCAGCUGGGCUUCGUUAAGAAGAAGUAG